Molecule: messenger RNA, 3007 nt
Organism: Myotis davidii
Lineage: Eukaryota; Metazoa; Chordata; Mammalia; Chiroptera; Vespertilionidae
Gene: EVC
Product: Ellis van Creveld protein
Exons: 21
Coding region: 1-2799 (932 amino acids)
Biological process (GO): smoothened signaling pathway
Source: RefSeq, a predicted model, not a curated record
AUGGCGGGCUUCGCGCGCAGCUGGUCCUUGCUCGGGGCUCCCUUUGGGUCCCGGAGGAUGCGGGAGGCGGUAGACGACGCGCAGAGUCUGCUCAAGAAUUUGGAGUCUAGUGCACAGACGCUGUCCGAAGCCGGCUCCCCGCCCAGGAGGAGGAAGAGAGAGGCGCGGGCCUCAAAGGAUGCAGAGGCUCUGGACGAACGCGAGCCGUCCUUCAACAGCAACGUGACAGCAUUCGCACUGAAGGCGAAAGUCGUCUAUCCCAUCAACCAGAAGUUCCGGCCUCUGGCCGACGGCUCCUCCAACCCGUCUCUGCACGAAAACUUAAAGCAGGUAGUUCUGCCCAACCAGCCGGUGGAGGCGUCGCCUUGCAGCAGCCUGGGGAGCCUGAGCCAGGCCGAGAAGGACGAGUGCAGCUCCUCGUCCAGCAUCCACUCGGCCGCCAGUGACGACAGGUUCCUCCGCCGCACCUUCCUCCGCAUCCACAGCUUCCCCGAGGCCCUGACCUGCGAGAGCGCCGACCUUGACCUAUGCAUCUAUCACCUCCACUUAAAAGACCUGCUCCAGCUGGACGCGGCGCUGAGGCAGGACGAGCGCUUGAUGUUUAUUCAGAUCUUUAAAAUGUGCCUCCUUGACCUCCUUCCGAGAAAGAAGCCUGAUGACGAAUUCUACCAGAAGAUUCUUUCAAAACAGGAAAAUGAUUUGGAGGAAUUAGAAAAGGGACUUCGGGUCAGGCUGUCAGACGCGGAGACGCUGGGCGCCGGCGACUCCCAGUACAUCACGCUGGCGGACGUGGAGAAGAAGGAGAGGGAGGACGCCGAGCAGCUGAUCGAUAACAUGGACGCCUUCUGGAGGCAGAUGGAGAGCAUCCCGCAAGGCCUCCUGGACCAGUUCAAGUGUCCCAGCGCCAGAGCGCGCCAGCUGGGGGCGGCCCUGACGGCCAGAAUGAUCGCUGCGGAGGGGCUGCUGCGGGACUCCCAGGACCUGCAGGCGCUGGACCUCCUGGAGAGAACCAUGGGCCGCGUGCACAUGGCGAAGACGAUCGAGUUCCUGAGGCUGCAGAUCCAGGAGGAGACCAGGUGCCGGCUGGCCGCCAUCUCCCGCAGCCUGGACCUGCUGGCCGCCCAGGGCCGGCUGUCCGCGCGGCAGAAGGAGGAGCUGCUGACCCAGCAGCACAAGGCCUUCUGGGAGGAGGCCGAGCGCUUCAGCCGGGAGUUCAUGCAGCGAGGCCAAGAGCUGGUCCAGGCGUCCCGGGCUCGCCAGGCGGAGGGCACGGCGCAGCUCAUGCGGGCCCAGGAGGAGGAGCGGAGGGCCUUCCUGGCGGAGGCGCAGCUGACCGCCAGCCCCGAGGAGCUCCUCCAGGCUUUUCACGGGGUCCUGGAGCGGCAGAGGGUGACGCGCAGUGACCUGGAGGAAGAGGAGAACUUCAGGGCCACCGAGGCCACGGCGGCGCUCUGCCAGGUACGUGGCCCCCAGGCGGGGCGGGCUGAGAGCCCUCAGGACCUGGGUGUGCGUGAGGACCGCACAUCCUCCUGGGACGCCGCCCUGCAGCUGGGGAACGUGGAUCGCUUCCGCCGACAGCAGUGGAGGCUGUCCCAGGACCUCCUGGAGCACGAGCAGCAGGUGUGGAUGGAGGAGCAUGCCCUGUCCACUGUGCUGCAGACACACCUGCGGGACGACCACGAGAACGCCAUUCACUGCAUGCUGGGCCGGCUCGGGGGCCUCAGUGAAGAGUCUGCACGGUGCCUGCUGCAGGGGCACGAGCUGCUCCUGCGCUCCGCCCUCCGGAGGCUGGCUCUCCGUGGCCAGGCCGUGGCUGCCCUGGUGCAGAUGGCCAGAACCCUGCUCUCCCACGUCCUGGUCCUGCAGAUGCGAUCCCUGCAGGGCCCCAGCGAGGCUCCUCCCUCUCCCUGCCUGUCCUUCCAGGAGGCCCGCGUGCUGGAGGAGACCGGCCGGCUGGAGGAGGAGGCACAGCUCACGCGGCUGCAGCUGCAGCAGCAGCUCCUGGCCGAGGCGCAGGAGGUGGGCCGGCUCCUGCAGCAGCACACGGAGCGGGCUGUGGGGCAGGCACUGCUGGGGCACGCGCGGACCGCCGCCACCAGGAGCCGGAUCAAGGACAGGGAGGACUUCAAGAGGACGCUGCUGGAGGCGGCCGUGGAGAGCGUGUACGUGACCAGCGCGGGCGUCGGUCGGCUGGUGCAGGCGUACAACCAGCAGGUUGGGAGGGCCAUGCGGGACCACGCGGAGCGCAGGCUGGAGCACCUGGAGACCCUGCAGGGUGAGAGAAGGGACAGUUACAAGCUGCGGAAAAAGCAGGGGCUCGGCGACCCUCCGGAGGGCAAGGAGGCGGGUGGAACUCAUGAAGCGCCCCAAGGCGUCCACCAGAGGAUGCGGGCGCAGCAGAAACGGUUCCUGGCCCAGUUCACGGCCCACCAGCGCACCCGCCUGGACACGUGGCAGCAGAGGGCGCGGGGCCUGGACCUCCUGGAAGCCCAGCUGGAGACGCAGCUGCAGGAAGCUGAGCAGAGCUUCAUCGCGGAGCUGGCGGCCUUGGCCCGGGUGCCCCUUGCCGAAAGCAAACCGUCUUCGAGUAAGCGGGGCCUGCCAGAGAAGCCCCUAAGGACCAAACGGAAGAAGCCGGCGCUCCGGGACCGAGGGGAUCUGGGGGGGCCCAGCAACGAAGAGCCUGCCUCCGGGGAGCACCCCUCAGGAUCGCUCAGCCCAAGGCCCAGCCAGCAGGAGGGCGACGCUGGUGCCGGGGAGGACCCCAGGAAGCUGCUGAAGAGAAGGAGCAACUUGUAGUCUAAGGCCUGUCCGUGGGGCGGAACCUGAGGUCUGAGUGCCUGCCCCGCCCCCGCCUUGUGAGACUGAGAAGGGACCGCCCACCUGGGGGGCUCCCCAUGCUCACAGGCCUGGUGUGGGGGUGGAGAUGGAUGCUCAUGUGCUUGAAACAGUGCAUGUUUCAGACCCUGUUGCUCGGACAAUGAGACGCCCAGGGCUGGACGCCGCC